AUGGACAGAAAAGUCUCGUCAUCAAUUUUCGAUACCAUCUCGGGAGUGAAUGCCGAUAUGGAUGAUUUGUUAGAAGAAGAAGAUGCAAAUGAUCAAGCACUGGCAACCAAAACAUGGCGUGAUGAUUUUUUCUUACGAAAUCGGCCCUUGAUGAAUGAAGAAAUUGCUCUCGAGUACUUUUGCAAUCGAACCAAUCCCUUCUACUCAAAAAAAAGUACUGAAGGUAUCCGAUAUUCAAUUGAUUCAAAACGAUCCAAAUCACCCACACUCUAUAUUGUAAAAAAAGAAAAAGUGGAAAAGAAAGAUAAGAAUAAUCCUAAAUUAUUGAAUUUGUAUUAUAUUGCAGCAGGAAUUGUAUAUCAGUCUCCGUCUAUUUAUGAUGUUAUUCAAGCAAGGUCAUUUAAUGCUCUCAAUUUAUUGAAUCAAACUUUUAAAGAAAUUCAACCCUUUGUGGAAUACUCAGCUGAUGAUACAACCAAUCUAAAGAGCCCUGCACAACCUGAGGAUCAAAAUAUAGAGGAUGAAAUUUAUGUUGCUUCAAUUCCUCCAUAUUCAAUGCAAAUGCAAAAUCACGUCUCAAAAUUAAUUGACAUGAUUGAUAUGCAAACAAAUGCUCUCAUACAAGAAAAGCAAAACAGGAUACAACAACAGCAACAACAAUUCAUGGCCAAUAUGCCAACCUCCGGAGGUAAUGAAAUGAUGAUGGCUCCCAAUUUACAGUAA
Naegleria fowleri is the source of this 723-nucleotide messenger RNA. RefSeq lists its product as uncharacterized. The record is from RefSeq and is a predicted model, not a curated record. Lineage: Eukaryota; Heterolobosea; Eutetramitea; Acrasida; Naegleriidae. The coding region runs from base 1 to 723 and encodes 240 amino acids. Gene Ontology annotation, molecular function: transcription coactivator activity. Gene Ontology annotation, biological process: regulation of transcription by RNA polymerase II. Gene Ontology annotation, cellular component: core mediator complex; mediator complex. The transcript is spliced from 2 exons.